CUACCCUAAAUAGAAAAAUUCAAAAAUGGCGCGAGAAGUUUUCUGUUUACGUUUUCUGUUUUGUCGUUUAUUCGACUUUAACCUUCCUUUCUUCUCAAAUGAAUACCAUUGAAUUACUAUAAGGAAGACAAAAGAGUCUAAGACCGCUUGAAUGGCUGAGUUUUUCGUAGAAAUGCCAGAGAGCCUACGCGAUCUCUUGUCCCGAAGUCGAAAUGAUAAAGACGAUGGCGUCAAACGAUAUUUUCACUUGAUUGAAUCCAAGAAGGACACAUCUGUAAUUCGCUUUUAUGGGAAACCUAUUCUUCCUAUACUGCUCAGUGAAGAUGACAAAAUUCAGAUGCAAGAGUUUAGAAAAGCAGCUGUCAAAGUGGAGCAGAAGUUGUUUGAGGUGCAACGUGAGAAGUACUCCUCUCUUCUGAUGCAAGUUAAUGAUGUCAUGGACAGGGUCAAGAGAAACAUUGGCAUUGUAAAGAACAGGAAACCAUACACACAAGCAGAGAAAGGUCACCCUAGACCAGAGAGCAUAUCUACUCUGUCAGACAAAUUGGUAAAUAGGCAGCAUGAUGCUUUAACCACCCAUGGAUACCAAAGAGCAUCCGAGAGGACAUCUGAUGUUUCUAACUCUAGAAACAAUCUCAGCACUAGUACCCUAUUACCUGUAAAAAAGUAUCCUGGAAGACUAACGGAAAGCAUUUCCAAGUCCUCAGAUGCCACCUUAAGAAACACAAUGGACAGUGUGCUGUUCUCAACUAGACACACAGAUAGUAUCAUCAAUGCAAUUCCAGGUGCACCUGAGGCAAGCCUGUUGAGUCAGGUUGCUGUCAGUGUUUAUGGAGAGGGAGGAAAUGUUGAUGAUUCUCUUGCAUCUACAAACCUUUCCAUGGCCUUUACUGAUGUAAGUGUGGCAUCACUCCAGUCAACUGCAGGUAACCAGCCAGGAAGACCCGUCCAGCGGCAACUCAACAUGGACACUAUCAACAAUAACCUGUACCAGACUCAUCAACGCCAGCCACUUACGAGCACCCCAACAACCAGCCAUGCCCAAAGUAAUAAUAGCAUAACUGACACCAAUACCAGGAAGAACAUGUCUGGUGUCAUGCCUGGAAAAGGUGCUCAAGGGACCAAGGCUGCCCAAAGUUCAAGAUCCACUGGACCAUCUCACCAUGUAUUCAGUAAGAACAUUUCCAGUAAACACUCGUCCAGUCGUCAGGACACUACUGGUGACCAGGAUAAGGCUUUGGAAAAACUGGACAUGAUGAGGAAGAAAUUACUUCAAGAGAAAGAGAAACAACUGCAUAUUCUAAGGCAGCAAGAACUCUCCAGAUUACGUCAGAAAUCUGCAGAAUCCUUAGAUGGUAGCUUUGAGGGAAGGGAUGCUUACCAGGAUAGUGUGGCCAGGGCAACCAGUAAUAUAACAUCAAUGUACUCUAUCGCCGAGUGUAGUCACGAGGAGAGCAUGAGCAAAACAAACGCAGAGGAGUCGACAUCAGAUAAGGAGAACGUCCCUCACUGCAGCCAUGGCAACAAUGAGCGUUGUUAUGACAACACUCACAUGACAUAUGGUAACCUUGGGAAUGACUACAGUGUCUUAGCAGGAGAGGAGAUAUGUAGAUAUGUGAAGCCUGAUAAGGUCUGGGACGGCUACCCACAUGCGCUAGGGCGUGGCUAUGAGGAGUCCACACCCAGGGGGAAGAGCACAGUAAAACAUGCUGGGGAUUUGUACAUCAGGCAUGAAUUUGUCAAACAGAUGGAGGAGCUGGGCAGUCAGGAGGGUUCAGAACUGCACAAGUUUGCCGUCUUGUCUGCCCAUGCCAAGGGCUUUCUGACGCGGCGUCUCCUGCAGGCAGACAAGGUCCAGGCGCUUGUCAAGACUGUCAAGGAUACCCAAGCCUUUCUGUCAGACAUUGCAAGGGAGGGGACUCAAUCAACACAGGAAAAGAUGCUGAAUGACAGAGUAACUGCACAGCUGGAUGCAGCCAGGGGUAAACUCCAUGAUGUGUUCUUUAAAAUCCCUGUGACAGACAGGAUGGCUUACAUUGCACAUGCGCGAAGCCUGGCGAAAGAACGGGCAAUACGACAAGCCUCCAAGAAAUCUGAGUCUCGUCGAUUGUCUGCUGCCACCAUGAAAGCCAUGCAAAGACGUCAGGACGGCACUCAGGGGGGAGGUGAACCAAAGAAAGUGGGAGGAGUCAGUGCCCACCCAGGUCGUCGACGAAGCUGGGAUAUCAGGGUUCUCAAACCAACGCAGAGUCAGCGGUCACCUACACUUGCAGAGAAAAGGCCCAAGCAUGGAACCCGGCCUGAAACAGCACCCCCAGCUCGGCAGCCGAAAGCUCGUCGAAGUCUUGGGGGUCGGCCCGCCACUAUGCAAGGAGGUCGGUCAGCCACUACCCAAGGGGAACGUCCCAAGUCCCAACCUGGCACAGAUGGCGAGAAGACCCAGCUCAGAAGACCUACGAGAACCAGUCGUGAGGAGAAACCACUCACUAAGCGCCCAGCACGAGUCAGCCAAGAGGAGAGACCACAGAGGCCAACCAGGUCAAGUGCGGAGGAGAAAGCCCCGCCCAAAAGAGCCAGGCGGUCAAGAUCUGCAGAGAGGGAGGGUGGGGAUGGAGUGAGGAGUGGGGAAGAGAGGGUUGCUGCUCGCAGACCUCAGCGGAUGAGUCUUGGGGCCAAUAGACAACCGUCUAUUGCUCUGAAGGAUGGGGGGAACGUGCCAGAGAAUAAACCUAGAACGGGGCCCAUCACACGCAAGGUUGCUAAGUCGAUGGCUGCUAGAUUUGACAAGUUGUAAUAAUGUCAUGCCAAUUUUGUGUAAACGUCUGUGUGUUGGGGUGAGAUACCUGACCUCAUUGCUACUUUGCUGUAUUUUGCUAGAAAAUGGAGGCUAGAUCCAACAAGUUGCUGGUUUAAUGCUAUUUGAAAUGUGUGUAAUAAAAAAACUUGUUCUUGUC
Messenger RNA from Nematostella vectensis (starlet sea anemone), 2954 nucleotides. RefSeq lists its product as uncharacterized. NCBI's taxonomy places the organism in Eukaryota, Metazoa, Cnidaria, Anthozoa, Actiniaria, Edwardsiidae. The record is from RefSeq and is a predicted model, not a curated record. The transcript has 12 exons. Gene Ontology annotation, cellular component: centriole. The coding region runs from base 152 to 2794 and encodes 880 amino acids. Gene Ontology annotation, biological process: regulation of cytokinesis; centrosome duplication; centriole replication.